AUGAAUGUCCCUGGCUAUCGUGGCACAGUGCUUCCUAUGAACAUACGUUCUCAGGAGCCUAAUCCACGCCUGGCAACAUCCGGGAGUGGACAAAGUCAAGCUCAACUGGAUACGGUCAAGCAACAGGCUCCCAAGACACUUAUGUCGCCUGUCUCGUCACUCAAGGCCCCAAACACCAUCCGGAAGAAAACGAAGCGUAUUGCAGAGGAGACAGACACGUUAGACACCACUAGCAAUGAAAGAGGUCGAUUUCCGGUACAACCAGCUCGAGGCGAAAAGAACAGCGACGAAGGCGAAGUUUGGCGGAAAUAUCACCAGUUCCUUGAAGCUGAUCAAGCAGGCCCUGGCAUCAUCGCACAUGAUAAUUCUAUUGAUCAUCUGAUCGUGGUGAUAAAGGAAAUCAGGGUCCACGCCAGUGAAAAUCAGCGCCGGCAGCUGUACAGAGUCCUGAACGAAAAGCCAACCAAUAUUGUCCAUCUUACAGACCUUUUCCUCGGCACGCUAUCUGUGCACGCUGUCUAUGAGCCGCUUGAGACGUCUAUGCACCAAAUACAGGCAACCAGCCGGCGAGAUAUCACAGAGAUCGAGCUGGCGAUCAUCGGCAAGGAGAUUCUCCACGGACUCGAAUACAUCCACAAUGAACUGGGAAUAGUUUACGGGCAGCUGAACACAAGGAACAUUCUCCUUUCACAUCGUGAUUGCCAUCUAAAGUUAGCAAAUAUUGCAGCAUCCAUUCUUAAACACCAACAAGGAAGUUAUUCUCGAGAUAUAGCUGCUGUGGGGACGUUGCUCGUAAGUAUGAAGGAGCCUGGGACCAGUGGCCGCAAUCCAGAAAGCCUCCAGCUAGAGAACCCCGAAGAGGUUAGUGAGCUUUGCCGUAGUUUUAUUCAGUUGACUGGCACUUCCUCCAUAUCAACUUUACUGAAGGCAAGUCAACGUCUACCAACGGAGUAA
This is a messenger RNA of Aspergillus thermomutatus, 954 nucleotides long. RefSeq lists its product as uncharacterized. The transcript has 3 exons. NCBI's taxonomy places the organism in Eukaryota, Fungi, Ascomycota, Eurotiomycetes, Eurotiales, Aspergillaceae. Bases 1 to 954 code for a protein of 317 amino acids. Gene Ontology annotation, biological process: protein phosphorylation. The record is from RefSeq and is a predicted model, not a curated record. Gene Ontology annotation, molecular function: ATP binding; protein kinase activity.